AUGACCGAAUCCCCCUCCAUACACCCUCCGCCCCCCGGGGCCCGACUGCUGUUCGCGGGUCGACCCUCCCCGUCGGCCUCGCGUUCGUCUCUUACCAUUACUACUACACAACGCCCACAAUCCUCCGACGACUUCAUAUCCCUCCUCUCUCCAUUGACCGCCGUGGAUACGUUCCGCGCCCCCACUGGGCCCCUGAAGGCUUGCAUGGACGCCGCGACUCAGGCUGAGCGGAGCUUCGCCAUGCGCGCCGCCGUCGCCUCCAAGAACAUCUACGAGUGGCUCGACGAGCUGCGCGACUGGCCAUGGCCUGCGCAAGGGGGCGCCGGCUUCCUGGCACCGGCUCCUCCAACAGAUGCUAUCUCCUCGGCGCGGGGGAGGUCUGGAUCGCUGGUCAAGGAGGCGCAACACUACAACACACCUACAAGGGCUGACGAGCCAUACAUCGGCAGUCUCCCAGAGUCGGACGUGACGCGCUACGAGACGCGUCUUGACCAGAUCCAGGCCGAGCUGGACAGGCUCGAGAUCGAGGAGAUCAAGAGCCAUGUUCUACACAACCACAUCAUGCCGCUGUCCAGGCCCGGCGAACCCGGCAGCCCGACCCUGGAGCGCCAGCUUGGCCUAGUCUCCCUCGCGUCCUACACCAAGAUGGACGACAUGACCGCUGUCAUCACGGCCACCGUUGUCCAGGCGCUGCCCAACCUCUCGAAGCUCAUCCGGCUCAUGAGCAUCUGGAGCGUGCGCCUAACGGUUCUGCGGCGCAUUCCCUCGUGGCUGGAUGCGGUAGCUGAUGCCGAGUCUGCCGUUCAGACGGGUUGGGCCACCAUCAGGCCAGGGACAGCGUCGCAGGCCUUGGCGCUCUCCGCACGCGAGUUCGAAGUGAUGAGACUGGUCCUUGACAAGAAGGUCGCAACCGCAGCACAGAGCCUCGACUUCAUGCUGGACACCCUCGAAGGCCGGGACGAUAUCCUGCCGGAUGAGAUGCUUGAUCGCAUGGAGGCCGUGGAGCGCGACUUCUCCGAGUGGAUCGCUGCCUGCGAGAGGAAGAUGCGCGAUGCAGAGCUUGCAGCUUUGAAAGAGCCUGCGACACCGAGGAGCACUCUUUCCAAAUCGUCUACCGGUGGUACCCAGGCACGACAGCAGGACCCGUCAAUGACGCCGGAGCUUCUCCCCGUCAGCAGCAGUGGGCGGUCCCCACACACACCACCGCGUGAGACCAGGUCGAUGUCGCUGCCGCUCAGCGAUAUGCCGCCCGUGCCUGAGGAUCCGGAGGAUGAGGACGAAGAUGCUCUCCAGACACCCCUCACGUCGGUAUACGAUAGCACCCCAGCGCAGGAACUCGGAAGCCCCAUCAUACUCAGCGAUCCGAACGGCGAAGAGGACCACCACAUGCGACAACAGAUCGCCGAGAUCCUGGAGAACAUCCCAGCCAAGAUCCAGCUGUCUUCGAAGGCCACCUUCCUCAGCCACCUGAACCCGCCGGACCUCCAGCUGCCGUACACGAAGCCGAGGGGGGCAGCCGACAAGUCGGGCCGCAGCCGGUCCACCAUGUCCUCCCGCGCCAGUACGCCAGCCUUCAUGCUGGCCCCCGUCGCUCGGUCUCGGCAGCAGCGCGCCAACCAGGACAUCAAGAUGUAUCACCUCUCGAGAGCGAAUGGCGAGGCGCCGAUCAAGCUGUUCAUCCGCUGUGUCGGCGAGUCGGGUGAGCGGGUGAUGGUGCGUGUCGGUGGGGGCUGGGCCGACCUGGGAGAAUACCUCAAGGAGUACGCGAUCCACCACGGGCGGCGAUCCAACCGCGGGAGCGAGCAGCGGCUCGAGGUCCGAGACGUCCCACGCUCGACGAGCAGCAUGAGCAGCCGAACCUCGGCCAGCCCGCCGGCCCGCCCGGGCCCCAGUCCUCAGAGUCGUCCCGGCUCGGCGGUCGACGUGAGCCCGAUCUAUGUAAAGAAGACCCGCAAGGCCAGCGCGGGCGAAGAGCUCCUGGGCCCUAGACUGGCCCCCCAGACACCUAUUGCGUACGGCGCACCACGGGCCUCGGAGCCCUCCUCGGUGGACUCGGUCUCCGGCAGCACCGGCCGGUCGAGAUCCAGCUCGCGCCUCAGCUGGACGGAGGAGGAGAGCUCGCUCGGCAUGGCGGGCCCGCGGGGCUCAAGAAAGGAAAUCCCCAUCGAGAGCCUCGAGUGGGUCGAGAGCAUCAAAAACAAGGUGCGGGCUGCCAGCGCCGGCUCGGACAUCCCGAGGUCUGCGCCCAGCGAAGCCCACGGCUCAGGAAAGUUUGGUGAACUGGGAAAGGUUGGGGGAACAAAGCGGGUGUUCAGGAAGGCCACCUGAUUGGGGGGAAAAUAGGUACACACUACGGAAGGAAAACAUGCUUGGUGUUUUGGCUUUUUGGCACUGACGGACGGUAUUGGAGCGGAGCAACUAUCACUUAGCAUGCAUGCGUGGAGCAUUGUUUCUGAGCGAGGCUUUUAUUUUGUGCCACGACCCGGGCAAAAGAUACCACCUUUUCCUUUUGUUGCUAUAGGAGCACUGGGGAUUGAUUUCGCUUUUCUUUGUUGCUUUUCUUUUUCUUUUUUUUCUUGGGACCCCGUCAUGGCAAAUACCCCCUUUUCGUUUUCUUGGGUGUUCAUGUUACAUAUUAUAGCACAUAGCAUACCUCACUGUUUCUCACCAUUGCUCUUCCCUUGUGGAAGGCUGAGAAGUGGUAAUGAUACUGCGUCUUGGACGCCUAUUACC
This is a messenger RNA of Cryphonectria parasitica EP155, 2733 nucleotides long. RefSeq lists its product as uncharacterized. Bases 1 to 2328 code for a protein of 775 amino acids. NCBI's taxonomy places the organism in Eukaryota, Fungi, Ascomycota, Sordariomycetes, Diaporthales, Cryphonectriaceae. The transcript has 2 exons. Gene Ontology annotation, molecular function: microtubule binding. The record is from RefSeq and is a predicted model, not a curated record.